Messenger RNA from Acaulospora colombiana, 1015 nucleotides. NCBI's taxonomy places the organism in Eukaryota, Fungi, Glomeromycota, Glomeromycetes, Diversisporales, Acaulosporaceae. The record is from the annotation of a GenBank genome assembly.
AUGUGCGCUGAUAAAGAAAUUGGAGUUGUACGAGACAUUGGAGUCCGUUUCAAUAUGGCGCUUAAUUCUCUCUCAGCAGAUGGGACAUCGGAAUUCUCUAAUUAUUUUAGUCGACGCCAGUAUUUACCGCCGACCGAUGAAAUUUCUUACACAUUAAAGUGCAACGGAUCAAAAAAGACUGUUAUACGAGCAUGGACAGCCUGUGGAAGAAAUAGUUCUAUAGCGUCUGUAACCGAUCCCGAAACAUACUGGAACAAGAACACCAUCUGCAAAAUAAUUGAUCAGGAUAAAGUAUUAUUAAAUAACGCUCAAUUACUAAUUGAUAUAGAUCCAGUAAGUUUCUACCAUUUGAAGGAAAAGAAUAUCGGCGUAUUGACAAUGUCUUCAGUGGGGUUUAGCGACCUUAUGCCAGGCUUCCGAAAAUUUAUUGAUAAAGGCGUGAAAAAGAUUAUUCUUGAUCUGACCAAUAACGGUGGUGGUGACAUAAUUGAUGCACAUUACUUUAACAAUCUUCUCUUCCCUCGAACAGACCCUUCUUUUGACACCGAUUUUAGGGUCAGUGAACUCAUGCGAUUGAGCAUCCAAAAAUCAAAUAGUUCAGAUUUUAUAACGUACCCCGGCAUUUGGGAUGAUCCGAAAACAAAGAAACCAUUUAAGAAUGCCACGACAUUCAUUGGAAAUAACACAUAUACUCGCGGUGGAGUAUCAGAGAGUUAUACUUCGCAUUUCAUUGAAUCGAAAAAAUCUUCUUUCAAAAUAAAACAACUCCCAUGGAAGGCGGAAGACUAUGUUAUCCUAACGAAUGGAUUUUGUGGAUCAUCAUGCUCAUUGAUCGCCACCCACCUUGCCGAGGAAAACAAUGUUACCACCGUUUCUGUAGGCGGUCUUUCCAAUACCCCGAUGGCAUAUGCGUCCUUUACCGGCGGACAAGUAUAUCAGUCAAAUUUUAUCACAAGUGAUCUAGAAAGACUUGGUCUCAGUAACAAUUCACUUGCCCCAAGUCAUUUGCCAAUAA